UUUUAUUGUGAAAGUCAAUGUAUUUCCGUUUUGCAACCAUUUUGUCUACUUCUUGGAGACAGAAGAACGUUGAAACUUGAUUUGAGAUGCCUCGCACAAAGCAGUUUCGGCGCUCCCAAGCUGCUAAGAAGAGGAUGGCAGAUCGGAUGGCUGCUGAUGUAGAAGAUGCUGUACCUCCUACCAAAAAAUUUGAACAUCACAAUGGGGAUGCUGAAGACUGUCUACUGUCUGGAAAAAAUCUGGCAAACAACUUUGAAAACAACUUUGAAAACAACUUUGCAAACAACUUUACAAACAACUUUGCAAACAACUUUGCAAACAACUUUGAAAACAACUUUGAAAACAACUUUACAAACAACUUUGCAAACAACUUUGAAAACACUUCAUUCUUUGAAAUUCUACCUGAAUCAUCUUCUCUACUUUUGUCUACUACUAAAGAUAGUAAGAUGAAUAUAAAUGCUGUUUCUGAUGUAUGUCCACAGAGAUCUUACAUAAGAGGCUCUUUCCAUCAAGGACAUCCCCGUUUCAAUCCCAAUGGGGUGGAAUGUCAGUGACCUGAAUGAUGUCCUCAUUCACGGAGAUUACCUGUACAGUGCCAUGAGAGAUGCAGGGAAAAUCAACGAUUGCACAGAUAGCUUUGUUCAAGUUGCUGAGCUGCCUGACACACACACGCUGAAUAAUUGCACUUUUUCAAUAAAGUAUGGACAAUUGCUCACAGGGUUGUUUGGCAUUUCUCAUUAUGAUGAAGGUCUGCAAGGCUUCGCCAUGUCAUUUGAUGAAGCAGUAAAACAAGCAUUCCAGAGGUUUGAUGCAUGUUUGGUAAAUAUGAACCACACUAUAUGUGCAGUUGUCAGACAAGGUUCAUGGUAUGCAGUGAUUGAUCCACAUUCCCGACACUCUGAUGGAACAUAUGCACAGUAUGGUAAGAGUGUAGUGACUUUCUAUGGCAGCAUAGAAUCUUUGCUCAUUCACUUCAAGAGACUUGGUGCAUCAUUGAAUGCAAAAAAUCGUCCUUUUGAGGUAACAGGUGUUGAGGUGAACAAGUGUGAACAAAAGUCUAAAUGUUCUUUUCCCUUUGUCUCUACUACUGAACAUAAUGAGAUGAAAAUGAAUGCUGGUACUGAUGUAUGUCCCCAGAGAUCUUGCAUAAGAGGUUCUUUCCAUCAAGGACAUCCCCGCUUCAAUCCCAAUGGUGGUAAGCAAUGUGCUGCAAACAGUUUAAUUGCCAUUGUCAUGUCUAAGAUGAAAAAUGUGUUGCAGUGGACCGUCAGUGACCUGAAUGAUGUCCUUAUUCACGGAGAUGACCUGUACAGUGCCAUGAGAGAUGCAGGGAAAAUCAAAGAUCCCAUAGAUCAGUACAUUGAAGUUGCUGAGCUGCCUGACACACACACACUGAAUAAUUGUACUUUUUCAAUAAAGUAUGGACAAUUGCUCACAGGGUUGUUUGGCAUUUCUGGUUAUGAUGAAGGUCUGCAAGGCUUCGCCAUGUCAUUUGAUGAAGCAGUAAAACAAGCAUUCCAGAGGUUUGAUGCAUGUUUGUACAGCAACAAAACAAUAUUUGCUUGA
Megalobrama amblycephala (Wuchang bream) is the source of this 1566-nucleotide messenger RNA. RefSeq lists its product as uncharacterized. The transcript has 5 exons. Lineage: Eukaryota; Metazoa; Chordata; Actinopteri; Cypriniformes; Xenocyprididae. The record is from RefSeq and is a predicted model, not a curated record. The coding region runs from base 535 to 1566 and encodes 343 amino acids.